Messenger RNA from Protopterus annectens (West African lungfish), 2079 nucleotides. Its product is annotated as syncytin-1-like. Bases 128 to 1357 code for a protein of 409 amino acids. The transcript is spliced from 2 exons. NCBI's taxonomy places the organism in Eukaryota, Metazoa, Chordata, Ceratodontiformes, Protopteridae. The record is from RefSeq and is a predicted model, not a curated record.
AGCAAGCCUCAGGAAGUGAUGUAACUCAGUCAGGAAGCAGCUUUCUUUCACUUCUAGCUCUCAUGAAGGGCAGUCAUGAUCUUCUUUUCCCAGGCCCUGGCAUUCACAUCUCCUCAAAUAUCGAACCAUGAAAACCCUGAUAUUAAUCGUGAUCCUGACAAGUUUUUACUCAGCCACACAAGGAAAGAUAAACUUCAAUACCUUUACCAAAUCUCUGCAAAUGUACUCUGAAACCUUGAAAGCUAAACAAUGUUGGAUCUGUGCUGAGAUACCACAAGAUGCAAACAGUGGAAUUCCAUUACGACCUAUUCCAUUUACCCUUCUGGAAAUGUUGAACCUCACAAAUCAAGACUGGGUUCCAAGAAAUAACUCUUUCCCAAAGACACAACCUUUUAUGAGGCUUGUCCAUACAAAUGUGACUGCUGAUGUUUGCUUACAAGGAGAAGGAACAAGCAAUCACCCAUUUCUUGGGAAAAGUCCUUGUCAUUUUAUUUUUGCUUCCCGAAAUGCCAGUGAACAAUGUUUUGAGCAUUUUAGUAAUGAAACUUGCUGGACAUUUAAAAAAGCUAGAACUAAACAUUGGGUUACAACAUGGAUGGUUCCAAUUAGAACAGGCAUAUAUUAUAUAUGUGGUAAUAAAGCCUACAAAUGGCUUCCUGAGAACUGGACUGGAUUGUGUUAUUUGGGACAUGUAAUUCCAUCCAUUAGACAUAUUACAACAUUACCUGAUUCUAAUAUUAGAAAUGUUAGAUUAAAAAGACAUAUUAACAUAGAAAAAAUGGAUGUAGGAGAUGAUGUCCUUGCAGGAGCAGCAAUUUUUCCAUUCUAUGGAGCAGGGAAAGCUAUUUGGGAAAUUAGAAAGUUGGCAGGAUUAUUGGAGGAAUUAAGUAAUGCUACAUUUGAAGCAACAGAGGAAGUUACUUUAGAAAUGACUGCCAUGAGAACUAUGGUCUUACAAAACUACAUUGUAUUAGACUUUGUUCUAACUAGUAAAGGAGGUACUCGUGCAUUGAUAGGAGAGGAAUAUGGUAUUUAUAUUCCUGAUAAUGAACCUGAAAUCAGUCACCUCAAGCUAAUUGAGGAAGUUGCUCAAAAGACACAAACAGAAAAAGAAACAUGGUUCUCUUGGCUGAAUGGUUCUAUCAGUAGCUGGGGAGGAAAAAUAAUGCAGCUUACACUGGUCAUACUUGGUAUAUUAGGAUGUGCAAACCUAUUAAUUGUUGUCAUCAAGUGUGGAAUCGAAUGGGUAAGACAACAAGCAGUACAGGUUUUGACAAUGGACCAAAUGCAUCAGGUCCAAGACAUUGUACGAUUUAUGAAGUAUUCUGAACCAACGAAGCUUGAUAAUAUGCACUAAACAAAAUCAACAAACAUGGGUUCUCAUAUGUUUGUUCAGGGGGAACUGUUACAGUAUUGGGAUCUCAAGCAAUUUUGGGACACCAGCUUACAGAAAUCUUAUCUGAGCAGCAUGUAUGAACAAUCUUUUAUUUUGAAUGCCAGUGACUGAAAACAUGAAUACAAAAGCUGCAUGGAAUGCCUGACUAAAAGGGCAUCAGCCAAGAAAAGAUAGCACUGAGGAAUAAUUUCUCUCUUUAUCAAGGCAUAAUUAUUAAUAUAAAUAAAUAUUUAUACUGAAAAUAAUUCUUCUAAUAAUCAAAUGUCAGACAACAGAUGCAAACUAGUUAUAAGACUUCGCAGUGGUUUUUAGAAUUGUUAGCUCGGCUACUGACACAGGCAAAAAUAGAGUGGAAAGGUCACAGCAGCCUGAAACAAGGGUCACACACUGAUGUAUUAUAACAGCAGGAAUGGCUCUUCUAUUAGAAGUUGUAUAAAACAUGUAUUAAUCAGUACUUUUCUAUUUCUAUCGAAACAUUCCUAUAUUAUAUGUGAAAAGAAUGCAAAUAAUGUAAAAUACAUGAUUUGUAAAAUGUACAUAUAUGCCAUUAAUAUCAAAGGAUCAGGAAAUGUAUAUUGUUAUACUUCACAUAUUACCCAUACAAUGAAUGACAGGAGCAGAUGUUGUGCCUUGCAUAUACAUGCUGCAAAGCUGCGGACUUUAUAUGAAGUUUUUAUUAAGCU